UCGCCAUAUGUAAGUCGAGAAAGAAAAGAUGUGAAAAUUUUCGGUCGAUUAAAAUGUGGAGGACAAAUCAGUAGUGAUUUUUUUCUUCAUUCUGGGAAGCAUUCCACUAUAAAAGUGUUCUGAAAAUCGAAUCAAAAUGUGCACCAAAAGCUUAUCCUGUCCAUUGUGUUGUCAGACCAACUUUCCUAACAUCGAUGCCUUACGUAUCAGUCUACUGAAGGCUACAUCGCGGCCAUUGAAAUGUCCGAUCUGUGCUGAUCAAUUGCUAGGACUAGAUAAAUUGACAAUUCAUCUUUUUGGCCACUCGAUUCUCGGUCAAGAGGAUGACUGCACCACGAGUCUGGAUAGGAAUAAAACUACGAUUACGAAUUCACUAAAGAAUGUUAGAAAACCAAAGAAGGAAGUAGCAGCAGGUGUCAGCAUGAAUCAAUACUCUCCAGAUACGCAAUUAAUAUUGAAUACCGCAAAGUGCGAUAUUUGCGGAGAUCAAUUCCAAGAUCAGAAUUUUCUAAGAAUGCACACAUCUGUAUUUCACGAGUAUCACAGUACGCCUGGCGGUAGUCCUAUGAUUUCUCAAGGAUCUAUGAUCCAGGUGGAUAAAUCGAAUGGUCUCUUUCCGUGCAGCAUGUGUCCCAAAGCAUUUCGGAUGAAGGGGUCACUUAAGAUUCAUAUGCGAGUAGUACAUCUAGGACGCCAUAAACUGAAUUCAACGGAAAAUAGAUGUAAUGAGAGCACUACUGCAAUGGUCACAAGCACCACUACGGUGCCUGCAUAUCAAUGUCAUGAUGCAAUGCAAUGCAAUACGCAAAGUAAUGUACAAACAGUCCCAACGCAACCUCAACAUCAACAUCAAUCACAUCAGCAGCAAUCAACACUCACGAUUGCUAACUCCAACGGACAAUCACAGAUUAUCAAGAUAUUGGAUCCACGGCAACUGACUGAAUUUAUCUACGUCGCGAAUCAACACCAGCAAGUCGUGGAACGUGCUACUAUAAAUGAUAGUCCUUCUAGCGUACCAUCACCAGAUGGCAGUUCCGAUGUUCCCUCUCCUUCUCAAGCUUCACCACAAUCUCUAAUCACAGGAAUGGACACCAACAAACAGUGGGAGUGUGAUGUCUGUCUGAAAAGUUUUACGACGAAGUACUUCCUUAAAAAACACAAACGACUACAUACAGGGGAAAUGCCGUACUCUUGUCAAAUUUGUGGAAAGUCUUUCACCUUCCAGCAGUCGUAUCACAAACAUUUGUUGUAUCAUAGCGACGAAAAACCACAUGUUUGUUCCGUUUGUGGUCGGGCAUUCAAGGAACUUUCCACACUGCAUAAUCACGAACGAAUUCACAGCGGAGAGAAACCGUUCUCUUGCGAAACCUGUGGCAAGUGCUUUCGGCAGCGAGUUUCGUAUCUGGUUCAUAGACGUAUUCAUACCAACACGCAACCAUACAAAUGCACCGCAUGCGAUAAAAGCUUCCGCUACAAAGUCUCCCAGCGAACUCAUAAGUGCCCGGCGCAACCGCCCGGAACUGUGGUCCGACAGACGGGUGAUUUACUGCAAAAACUUUUGCAAUCAUCGGCCAUUCUUCCGAAUCUCCACGAUACAUCAUACGCGAUGAGCGAUUCAGACCAACCUCCGCCGUCGAACGAGAGUAAUGACCAGGCGGAAGUAGCCAAAUCGGAUGAGUACAUCAACCGUACCUUAGACGAACUGUUGAACGAAUCGUACGACAAGAUGGGAAUCGGGAAUCAAUCUACCAGCUAUGAACAAACCGAAGCGCUUUUCGAUUCUAUAGAACAUCCGGAGCCACAUCAACAACAGGUACAAGCCCAGUCGUGUGGUACCGGCGAAAAUAACAUUGUCCCACGGAUUGAAAGUUUGUGCUUACUGUCUCCCAAUCCGCAGGAUGUGAUCGAUUUCGAUGGAGAAACCUUGGAAGCAAUCGAUUCAAUCAAGCUGGACUUGCUAUAUAACUGAUGAGUAAGAGUACAUGAUCGUUGGAAUGGUCUUUUUCUUUCUUUCGUAUAGAGCAGUCAGUCGAAUCAUUCAAUAACACACAAAUCAUUUAUAAACAACAGCAUUUGUUAACAAUGGCACCAGCCAUUGAAUCAACGAAGUGACAUUUUUUUUAACAUUUUAUUACUCCAAAACCAAUCUGCUACUGGAGGAUGUAGUCUCAACUAUGGCAAGGCAACUAAAUAAACAACCUAAUUUAUUAAA
Molecule: messenger RNA, 2212 nt
Organism: Malaya genurostris
Lineage: Eukaryota; Metazoa; Arthropoda; Insecta; Diptera; Culicidae
Product: zinc finger protein ZFP2
Exons: 3
Coding region: 137-1969 (610 amino acids)
Cellular component (GO): nucleus
Source: RefSeq, a predicted model, not a curated record